Molecule: messenger RNA, 1098 nt
Organism: Bipolaris oryzae ATCC 44560
Lineage: Eukaryota; Fungi; Ascomycota; Dothideomycetes; Pleosporales; Pleosporaceae
Exons: 3
Coding region: 1-1098 (365 amino acids)
Biological process (GO): NADPH regeneration
Cellular component (GO): cytoplasm
Molecular function (GO): oxidoreductase activity; nucleotide binding
Source: RefSeq, a predicted model, not a curated record
AUGACCCCCGCAAUCCGCAGACUCCGUGUUGCCGUCUCAGGUCUUGGCCGAAUGGGUGCCCGUCACGCAAACCACUUCCUUCACCGCACGCCCAGGGCCGAGCUUGUGGCAGCAUUCACACCAGACGAGAAGGAGCUUGCUUGGGCAAACGAGAACCUUGAGCCAUGGGGUGUCAAGAUCUAUACCGACUACGACGAGAUGUUGAAACAUGAGGGUCUUGAGGCUGUCUGUGUAGCAACCGUCACCACAGUCCAUGCUGAACAGACAAUCAAAGCAAUUGAAGCUGGCAAGCAUGUACUGUGUGAGAAGCCCCUCAGUACUAAAUUGGAUGAGUGCCGCAAAGUUCUCGAGACCGCAAAGUGCUAUCCCCAGGUAAAGGUCAUGUGUGGCUUUUCUCGUCGCUUCGACUCGUCCUACUUGAACGCGUACAAUCUUGCUUUGAGCGGUAGCAUUGGACGUCCCACUAUCCUGCGAUCACAAACAUGCGACAAAUACGAUCCCUCAGGCUUUUUCGUAGCAUACGCUGAGUUCUCUGGCGGCAUCUUUGUAGAUUGCAACAUCCACGACAUCGACCUUGCCUUGUGGUACUUUUCCGCUGAGUCAAAGGGCAAGGUCCUGCCGAGGGUCAAGUCUGUCAUGGCCGUCGGCGUCACAGCACUCGAGCCCGACCUCGCAAAGUUCGGCGAUGUAGAUAAUGGUGUGGGCGUUGUUGAGUUCCACUCUGGUCAGAUCGCCUACUUCUACAGUACGCGCAUGAACGCCCCUGGCCAACACGACACAACGGAGAUUAUCGGUACAAAGGGUAAACUCGCAGUUAAUUCCAAUCCUGCGACAGGACUGUUGGAGAAUCACACGGACACAGGUAUUGUCAGGGAGAUUCCGCAAAACUACUACGAGCGCUUCGAGCAGGCUUUUGUGGAAGAGGCGAGGCAGUUUACCGAUGUGGUGCUGGACAACAAGGAGGUGCCGGUCGAUCUUGAGAGCUCAAUGGAGGCAGUCAAGAUUGGGGUUGCUCUUCAGGACAGCUUGAAGACGGGUAAGAAGAUCUUGUUUGAUCAGCAGGGAAAUAUGGUGGAUGCUGUGAGAGCGAAAUUGUGA